This is a messenger RNA of Eruca vesicaria subsp. sativa (arugula), 1941 nucleotides long. Lineage: Eukaryota; Viridiplantae; Streptophyta; Magnoliopsida; Brassicales; Brassicaceae. The record is from the annotation of a GenBank genome assembly.
AUGGAAUCUGAGGGAGUGUUGCUAUCACUGAUCCACGAGCAUCCUAUGAUGCCUUUCAAUGAUUUGAGGAGAGGUGAUUGUUGUCGACGCUUUGAAUCUCAGAGUGAUGGUUACUAUUGUAAAACCUGUGAUUUUUUCGUGCACAAGAAAUGUCGGGAAGAGAUCUCUCAACUCAUCAACCACCCAUCUCAUCCCGAUCAUACUCUCUGGCUUCGAUAUAAAUCAUGUAGCAGAUGUGAUUUAUGUGGUAUUACAAAUGACAAUCUAUCCUAUGUUUGUAAGAUGUGCGACUUCGACUUGGAUCUACACUGUGCCAAAUACCCCCCACCAGAUGUGAUUGACAAUUUCGAGACGCAUCAUCACAAGCUCACACUUGUCAAGCAGCUGACCAGGUUCGACUGUUCUGCUAAAUGUGGGAAGAUUGAUGUUGGGUUUCCAUACACAUGCUGUGAAUGUGAUAUCGAUGUAGCAUUCCAUGUGUUUUGUGUAUGGCACCCAUCAGCAGAGCUAAGUUAUUCCCCAGAGGUAAACCACCCUUCCCAUUCCUUACAUCCUCUUAAGCUCCUCACGGGUGAUCCACCUGAGUAUUCUGAUGGAAGAUGUCGUCUUUGUAGAAGAAAGAUCGAUAGAAAAUUUUAUCAUUGUUCUUCUUGUAACUUCACCUUGGAUUUACCUUGUGUUUUGAACCCGCCACCACAAUCUCUUUUGGACUUGAAAGUUCAUGAUCAUGAACUCACCCUUCUUCCAAGACUCGAUUCUUUUACUUGUAAUGCUUGCGGCCUCAAGGGAGAUCGAAGCCCUUACGCGUGCUUUCAUUGUGGUUUCAUGAUACAUCAAGAUUGUCUUCGCCUUCCACGCAUCAUUAACAUCAAUCGUCAUCAUCACCGUGUUUCUCGUACUUCGGUUCUUGGUGACGGUGCUAUGAACUCUGUGUGCGGAGUUUGUCGUAAGAAAGUGGAUUGGACUUGUGGUGGGUUUUCUUGUCAGAGGUGUCUUGGCUAUGUUGUUCAUUCUAAAUGUGCUACCAGAGAAGAUGUGUGGAAUGGGGAAGAGCUCGAAGGAGUGCCUGAAGAAGAAGAAGAAGAUAUCGAACCAUAUAUGGUGAUAGAUGAAAACACGAUUCAACAUUUCAGCCACAAAGAGCAUUACCUAAGACGAAUCCAUGGGAAUGGUAUUGUUUAUGAGGAGAACAAAAGAUGCAGUGCAUGCACCCAUCCCAUAGGUCUCCAGUCCUUUUAUGGAUGUAUGGAUUGUGAUUUUUCUCUCCAUCAGAGUUGUGCUGAAUUUCCUAAAAGGAUAAGGCAUGUGCUACACAAUGAUCGGCUCACUUUAGUUACAAGCAAGGAGCUAGAUUUCUUUACGUGCGAUGCUUGCUACCGAUGGUCCAAUGGUUUCAUGUAUAUCCAUGAGACGGUAAAGUUAGAUGUGUUGUGUGGCUCAAUUUCUGAGCCAUUUGUCCAUCCAAGUCAUCCCCAACAUCCCUUAUAUUACAUUCCAACAGAAUUUGAUGGGAAGUGCAAUGGUUGUGACAGUUCGGAAAAACUCCUGAGGUGCAUUGAAGGUGAUUGUGGAUUUGUAUUGGGAUUCAAAUGUGCCACUCUACCACAAGUGGUAAAGCAUAGAGUAGAUGAUCAUCCUCUCUCACUAUAUUAUGGUGAAGAAGAGGCAAGUGGUAAAUACUGGUGUGACAUUUGUGAGAAAGAAAUCAAUCCAAAAAACUGGUUCUACACGUGUAAAGAUCAACAAGCUAGUUUGCAUAUAAGAUGUGUGCGUGGAGACUUUUCCGGGCUCAUGCCAAGAAGCAUAGUAAAGUGGCGGGGCAAAUCGUAUGAAGUGAUGCUCAAUAAUAGUGUAACUCGCCCAUUUUGCAGCUACUGUUUGUUUAUAGCAAAAGAGCGACCUGCUUUCUUGAAAAUCACUGUGAUUGUAGUGAGUGACUGA